Triticum turgidum subsp. durum (durum wheat) is the source of this 801-nucleotide messenger RNA. The record is from the annotation of a GenBank genome assembly. Lineage: Eukaryota; Viridiplantae; Streptophyta; Magnoliopsida; Poales; Poaceae.
AUGGCUGCGGAGGCGGCCUUCUCGGCUCCCCUUCCCGUCCUUCCCUUCCCCUUGCCUGCGCCGACCGCCACUCCGGCGCCGGCGGACAACUCCAAGUCCUCCAGCCCCUUGCUUGGCGGCUCGCCGAACCCGCCCCCUGCGUCGGUAUUGCCGACGCCCGCGUCUUCUCGCACCGGUGGUUCUGAGCUUCCCUCGGAGCCGCUCGUGUCCGCCACCACGCCCGAGCAGCUUACUCUGGCGACCGCCUUCCGUCGCGGUUUACUCGCAAAAUCACGGCCGGAUUUCCUCGUGCGCCGGCCAGAUCCUUCGUCGGCGCCGUUCAUGUUCACUCCCGGCGACGCGCUGCUGCACUACGUCCUCGAAAACUUCUCUUCGCCGGUCUUCACCCCCGUCGCCCCGGCCCCCGGGCUCGACCAAGUCUUCUCCGACGCAGAAAUGGAGAAGGAUGACAUGGAGGAGGACGAAGCUCAAGACGUUGAAGAAGAGGAUGCAAUGAGGUUGGAAUGGCUACAAGACUUGUUUGCAGCGGCAGACAGAUAUGACCUCGAGCAGCUCAAGUUCAUAUGUGAAAAGCACUUGUCCGAGGAGGUACGCGUGAGCUCGGUGGGGUCCACUCUUGCUCUGACCGAGCGACACCAUUGUCACGGUUUGAAAGAGGCAUGUUUGAGGUUCAUCCAAGCCCAAUCCCUCUCAUGCCUGCAAAGAAUAAUGGAAACUAAUGGCUGGGAGUAUUUGAACAGGACUAAUCCCUCUGUUUUGAACGAGCUCAUUACCAAGCUUGCUUCGAACCAAAGCAAAUAG